Molecule: messenger RNA, 4335 nt
Organism: Geosmithia morbida
Lineage: Eukaryota; Fungi; Ascomycota; Sordariomycetes; Hypocreales; Bionectriaceae
Product: IPT protein
Exons: 3
Coding region: 1-4335 (1444 amino acids)
Biological process (GO): positive regulation of transcription by RNA polymerase II
Cellular component (GO): nucleus
Molecular function (GO): transcription cis-regulatory region binding; protein binding
Source: RefSeq, a predicted model, not a curated record
AUGUCGCCCGCUGUCGACAGCGACUCUCCAGGUCCUUUCAUAGCGGGGGUCGAGGACGCUCUGACGGCCAACAGCUCCGCCGACUUCAAGGACUCCCCAGACGACUCCCUCGCCGCCGCACCCAACAUAUUCGACUACGCCGCCGGCAGUCCCGACACCCUCCAGCAGUUCGAUGCCACCCGAAAGACGGCCGAGCACUCCUUCAUGACCGACUCCCACCUCGGUUUCUCCACGCCCCCCAACGAGCCCUACCACGAGUACUCCGACGACUCGGCAGAGUCCUCCAAGCUGUCGUCCAGGCAGGACGACGCCGCCACCUCGGACACGCACGGCCACCCCUCCGAUGCAGCCAUGGAGUUCGACGACUUCUUCCGCAAGGAUGCCCCCUUCAUGUCCAGCAACGACCCGGACGGGUCGAGUGCCUUCGAUCUCGACGAGUCCCAGUUCAUAGAUCCCCAGGCCAUGACCCUCGACGCCGACAUGGCUCUCAGCUCCCUCUCCCCCUCCACCCUGCAGUCCCAUGAUCGCCAGUCCCUCGUCUCCCCCGGAGAAGACUUUUCCCAGACGCAUAAUCGUCAAGAUUCGCAAUGCUCGAUCGACUCGACAAACGGCUGGCGAGGAGCAUCACGCGAGGUCUCGCCCAUGUCCAGCCUGGUGACCAGCCACAAGACUACGCCCAACGCCUUCCACACACCCUCACCCCCUGCGGGCAGCACCAACCUGUUCACGAACGGACAUGCGGUGCGUCCGGACAGGCUGGACAUGCAGGCACCCGUCGUCCAGAAGACGAUGGUGCCUCAGCAGCCCCAGUUCAACAUGCCCGUCACCGCCAACGCCGGCUAUCCUAGACAGCUGCACUUCCCCCCGCAACAGCAGCACCGGCACCGGCAGCAGCAGCAGCAGCAGCAGCAGCAGCGUGGAGUCCCGAGGCCGCCGUCCGGCUUCGGCGCCAUGCCGCACUACGAGCUGCUCAUACCAGACUCUCCCGUCAAAUCUCGCGUGGAGACGCAGAUCUCCCUCCGGCUCAUCCUCACCCCGCCCCCGCCCGGCAUCACCAAGCUCCACCUCCCCACCCAGGCCAUAUCGAAGCCCAAGCUUCAGGUGAGGCCUGCGCCCCAGCGCUCCCCCAACAUGCUGGAGCUCUCCGUCUCGGUCGUCUGCACCAGUGCCAUGCAGCAGCCCGAGCUCCGGGACAGGGCUCUGCAGAGGGCCAUGAACAACCCGCCGCGCCACCUCCCGCCCCCAAACGACGACGGCGAGUUCUCCCCCCAGAACGGCGCCGAGGUCCGCAUCUGCUCCGGCUGCAUGACCCGGGAGCGUAAGCGCGCGGCCCGGAAGCGCGUCAAGAACCAGGACGACGAGAACAUGUGGCUCAAGGACGAGGACCACCGCGUCAUCGUCUUCAACACCCACGAGGUCAAGGAGUGGGACUCCUGCGGCGAGCUCGACUCGCAUCCCGGCGCCCUCAAGGUCGACCUGCCCCUCCGCAUCGCCUGCUACUGCCGCCACCACGGGGAGAAGCUGGGCUUCAACGUCAUCUUCACCCUCAAGGACUACCAGAACCGCCCCGUCGCCCAGAUCAUGUCGCGGCCCAUCAUGAUCACCGACGACCACAAGACGCACCCCAUCGCCUCCCUGCCGACACACGCCGACGCAUCCGUGGCCGUCAGCGGCAGCAACCUCGCGACGCCGCCGGCCGCCAGGAUGUCUCAGGCGCCGACGCCUCAGCCUCAGCAGGGCCACGACGUCGGCGGCAGCAACGGCUCCUCGCCGAGGAGGGGCCCCACGCCGACGCGCGCCUCCCCCCCGGCGACCAACGGACAGGUCCGCCCGGCGCGCACGAUAUCUCGCCCUACGUCUCCCGCUCAGGGAGCUCCCUCGGCCAAGAAGCGCAAGUCGUGCUCCUCGAACCCGUCGCGUGUUCCCAACUCGCUGGCCAUGACGAGGAUGGACAACGCAUCCCCCCAGGCGCAGGCUCCGAACGCGCAGCCACCCUUCCACCACGGCAACGCCGGGAAGCAGCAGCAGCAUCAGCAGCAGCAGCAGCAGCAGCCAGACAACAUAUUCUCGCCCCCGGCAAACCCGGCGCACUUCACGGGCAGCUCACCCGUGGCGGUCGGCAACGAGCCGCAGCAGCCGACCAGCAACUUCUUCAGGAACGGUCGCUCCUCCAGCAUAGACAACAUGUCGGCCAUGGCACAGCUCUACUCGGGCCCGCAGUCGGCCCAGGUCAGCCGCGCCCCGAGCCCCAACAGCAACCCCCACGCCAUGCAGUACGCCGUGCCCCAGAGCAGCCUCUCGCACGCCGUGGCCGGCGGCGUCCUCAACAUGUCGACGGGGGCGGGCCAGCCGGGAUCGGCGCCGCCCGUCAUCCACAAGAUCAUACCGUCCGAGGGGCCCAAGGUGGGAGGCGUCGAGGUCACGCUCCUCGGCCGGGACUUCUGGAACGGCAUGGUGGUCUACUUCGGCGCCCAGCAGGCGCAGACGACUACCUUCUGGAGCAGCUGCACCGUCGUCUGCCUGGUGCCGCCGUCGCCGGCGGCGGGCAUCGUGACGGUGACGUGCGACCGCCCGCCCUCGGCCGCCCAGGCGCUCGACUGGCCGACGGCGCCCGUCUUCUUCCGAUACGUCGACGACUCCGAGAACCAGAUCAUGCGUCUGGCGCUGUCGUGCAUCGGCGGCAAGAUGUUCGGCACCAAAGACGUCGACAUCGCCCACGUGGCCCGCCAGCUGGUCGGGGACGCGAUAUCGCCUUCGAUGGGAGGCGGGCAGUCAGGCGACGGGCCGUCGGCCGGCGGCGGUGCCAUGUUCAGCCGCAUGGCGGCCGCGUCCGGCGAGGACCUGGAGACGCUGCUGCUCAAGUGCCUCGACUUCAUCGACCUGAACGAGAGCCCGUACGUGGCCGACCUGGACCGCAGGAACGCGUCGGGCCACACCAUGCUCCACCUGGCGAGCUCGCUGGGCUUCCGGCGGCUCGUGGCGGCCCUGCUCGCCCGCGGGGCCAACCCGGACGAGAUGGACAAUGGCGACUGCACGCCGCUGCACCUGGCGGCCAUCCACAACCAGCCCGAGAUCGCCAGGCGGCUCACCCUGGCCGGCGCCAGCCCGCGCAGGGUCAACCUGUCGGACCUGACGCCCCUGGACCUGGCCGAGUCGGGCGACGUCGCGAGGGCGAUCCGCCAGUCGGCGCCUCGCCGCGCGCGGUCGCACAGCCGGGACAUGUCGCAGCACAGCAGGGCGAGCAGCGUGUCGUCGUUCCGGUCGCUGCAGCUGCCGCCGCUCAGCCGCAUCAGCACGGCGGAGGAGGUGGCCGUCGUCGACGACGGCGGCGAGAGCCCCGAGUACACGUCCGGCGACUUCGAGGACGAGGAUCCCGACGAGGACGUGUACCCCGACCUGCGCCGACCCAGGCAGGCGGACUCCCGUCAGCAGGAGGCCGACGCCGACGCCGCCCCCAACACGGGCGCCCUGGCCGCGGCCUUCAAGGAGCAGCUCCAGCAGCAGCUCAACCAGUUCCAGCAGUCGAUGGCGCUGCACCUGCAGAACCUCCCGCACCUCCCCCAGAUGCCGCAGAUGCCGCAGAUACCCGUGAUCCCGGGCUACCAGGCGUACCUCCAGCAGGCGCCCUUUAUGCGCCGCAUGACGCAGUACAUGCCGGGCAUGACGUCGAACACGAACAGCAGCAGCAGCCCCGGCUCACGAGGCAGCGACCGCGGCCACCCCGGUGGCGCCGACGACGACGCGACGGCCAAGAUGGACAGCAGAUGGUGGGACCUCUCGUCCUUGAUGAACCAGGCUCCCGCCCUGCCGCCGGCCUACGAGGAGAUCUUCCCACGUGGCGACGGCGGCGACGCGAACACCAAGCAGGCGUCUGCCGCCGCCGCCGCCGCCGAGGCAGAGGCCGACGCCAAGUGCGCCCAGCUGUACGAUCAGCAUCACCAGCAGCAGCAUCGACGGCGGCCGCAGCAGCAGUACGAGGCUGGCCCUUCAAGAAGCAGGGCAGGUGCUGGCGGAGAGAGAACGAGCAGUGCCGACGCCAUCCCUAGCAUCCUCAAGAUCGGUCGCAAGAAUGCCAUUACUAGGGAACAGCAGGAGCAGUUCCUCAGGGCGAGGGAGGCCAGGCUCAAGAGGUUGAGUAAUGACCGGAAUCUGUUCUUUAUCUGGAUUCCCCUACUCGUCCUCAUGGUGUGCGCCAUGCUAUACAGCUACUUCCCUUCAUUCUUCCCUCUGAUAUGGGCGUUUAUCCGAUCCUUUGGACGGUUGGCCUCGCACAAGAUCUCCACGCUCUUCCGAGAACAUGGUCAGGUUGACCGUCAAGCCAGGACUGAAGUAUAA